This is a messenger RNA of Pongo pygmaeus (Bornean orangutan), 5250 nucleotides long. RefSeq names its product family with sequence similarity 53 member B (gene FAM53B). The record is from RefSeq and is a predicted model, not a curated record. The transcript has 4 exons. Bases 61 to 1329 code for a protein of 422 amino acids. Gene Ontology annotation, biological process: protein import into nucleus; positive regulation of canonical Wnt signaling pathway. Gene Ontology annotation, cellular component: nucleus. Lineage: Eukaryota; Metazoa; Chordata; Mammalia; Primates; Hominidae.
CCCAAGUGAAGAUGGCUCAUACCCACCCUGGGAUGGAGCCCAGCGCCUGAGGCCCUUAUCAUGGUGAUGGUCCUAAGUGAAAGCCUCAGCACCCGGGGAGCUGACUCCAUUGCAUGCGGGACCUUCAGCCCUGAACUGCACACGCCAAAGAAGAUGAGUCAAGGACCUACACUUUUCUCUUGUGGAAUUAUGGAAAAUGACAGAUGGCGAGACCUGGACAGGAAAUGCCCUCUUCAGAUUGACCAACCGAGCACCAGCAUCUGGGAAUGCCUGCCUGAAAAGGACAGCUCACUGUGGCACCGGGAGGCAGUGACCGCCUGCGCUGUGACCAGUCUGAUCAAAGACCUCAGCAUCAGCGACCACAACGGGAACCCCUCAGCACCCCCUAGCAAGCGCCAGUGCCGCUCACUGUCCUUCUCCGAUGAGAUGUCCAGUUGCCGGACAUCAUGGAGGCCCUUGGGCUCCAAAGUCUGGACUCCCGUGGAAAAGAGACGCUGCUACAGCGGGGGCAGCGUCCAGCGCUAUUCCAAUGGCUUCAGCACCAUGCAGAGGAGUUCCAGCUUCAGCCUCCCUUCCCGGGCCAAUGUGCUCUCCUCACCCUGCGACCAGGCAGGACUCCACCACCGAUUUGGAGGGCAGCCCUGCCAAGGGGUGCCAGGCUCAGCCCCGUGUGGACAGGCAGGUGACACCUGGAGCCCUGACCUGCACCCCGUGGGAGGAGGCCGGCUGGACCUGCAGCGGUCCCUCUCUUGCUCACAUGAGCAGUUUUCCUUUGUGGAAUACUGUCCUCCCUCAGCCAACAGCACACCUGCCUCAACGCCAGAGCUGGGGAGACGCUCCAGCGGCCUUUCCCGCAGCCGCUCCCAGCCGUGUGUCCUUAACGACAAGAAGGUUGGUGUUAAAAGGCGGCGCCCUGAAGAAGUGCAAGAGCAGAGGCCUUCUCUAGACCUUGCCAAGAUGGCACAGAACUGUCAGACCUUCAGCAGCCUCAGCUGCCUGAGCGCAGGGACAGAGGACUGCGGUCCCCAGAGCCCCUUCGCCCGCCACGUGAGCAACACCAGGGCCUGGACUGCCCUGCUGUCAGCCUCCGGCCCAGGGGGCAGGACCCCCGCUGGGACCCCGGUCCCUGAGCCUCUUCCCCCUUCCUUCGACGACCACCUCGCCUGCCAGGAGGACCUGUCCUGUGAGGAGUCAGACAGCUGCACCCUGGACGAGGAUUGUGGCAGGAGAGCGGAGCCGGCCGCAGCCUGGCGGGACCGCGGGGCCCCUGGGAACAGCCUCUGCUCCCUGGACGGCGAGUUGGACAUUGAGCAGAUAGAGAAGAACUGAGGGGGUGUGGGCCCAGGCAGGGUUGGGGUGCGCUGGCAUCGACAGCCCCCCCUCUGGGCACUAGGUGGGCCCUUGAAGGGGAGCCCAACUCGUGGGCCUGAUGAAAGCUUUCUGAGUGGUGUCGGGUCCCAGAGAGGGAGCCCACCUACUGCCUGGGGGAGAGCCUGGCCUGGCCGUGUCACACAGCGGGUGUGUCAGCCUCUCACUGGCUCACCGAGCGUGGCAGCCACCAGGUCCACAGAACUACUGCAGCCCAGAGGACAGCUUUGAAGUUUGUGUCUUUUCUGCCUCUUUCCCUGUGGGAUGUUGGGCAGUCUCUGUUGUCCACAGCAGAGCUGGGCAGCGCUCUGUAUCCCCCUGGUGGGGGCUGUCAGGGAGGGCCUGGGGUGGGGGCCAGGGGCCAUCUGCUAUGUCAGGGCCCUUCUUGGCCUCACUCAGGUUCACUUUUGGGGAGUCGGCCCCGCAGCUUCUUUCACUGUUUUACUCCGUGCCUUCUCUCCCAGGUCUCCCUGCUUCAGGCUUGGGAAGGUUCGGGAGAUGCUUCCUUGUGUAACACCAGAACCAUUUGGCCUUAAUUCCAAUGUGAGAGACAGAAUCCCUGGGGUGCUGGACUGGCCCUCCGGAGGGUAAGCCCAUGUCCAGAGUCUCGGGCCCAAGGAACAAUUUGGAGGGGUGCUUGUUAGGGCCUCCCGUGUUGGGUAGAAAUUUGGUGGAUCUGUUGGCUGAAAAGACAGACUCUCUUGCCUCUCCUACAGCAUGGAGAGCCUGACCCCGUGGCUCUGCCACCGUUGGGGCAGGGUUAGCAGAUGGCAGCCCUUCUCCGUGGCUGACUGGUCACUGAGCGAUAAGCGUGGUUGGUUGCGGUGAGUAUAGGGAUGGCACGAUACUAGGGCAGCCUCUUAAAAAUGGCCUCAGGAGACAGGAGCUGCGAGCAGGUGGACACAUGCGGGCCCUGUGCACACUCAGGGGUGAAGGGCAUCCGCUGGCCACUCUGCAGGGGCCCCUGCAGGAUUCCAAGCACCUCCCAUUUGUCCUUGAGGACUGCUGGCUGUAACCAGGGCACACCACCCACCCCAAGACAAGCCCACGCCCUUGUCAGCUUAAGGGGAGCCCAGUCCUGAGGGCUACAUCCGUGUCGUGAGGCCCAGCCACCGGCACAAAGCUGGAUUCAUACUCCCUGCCCCUCCCCCGCCCUGGCUCCUCACCCCGGGGCAUCCGAGGAGCCUAGCCCCCUGAGGGUUUGCUCUCCUCUCCGGGUUUGUAGCUCCUCUCCAGCCGCCUUGCAGACACCACCACAUGGGCUCUGCUCUAUGGGAAUCUGGCUUUUAGCGAAUUUGGCGUCUUCUGCAGACAAUAGCAAUUGGGCUGGCUUAGGAGCAAGUGGCUCAUUUUCCCAUAAGGCUAAAAAUAACUGGUGCGCUCCCUUGCGUUGGCUUACACGCGCGUUCAAAGCACUUUUGUAGUCACUUUGCUUUUGCUCGUCUUCAUGGACGAGUGAACGCCUCGCUUCUGCAGGUCGAGUCCAGAUGCUUCUCACCUUCUUUCUCCUCAAGAAAGAUGCUUUUUGGGAAACGUUGUUUAAAGCUUAUUUUUUUACUACAUCAAAAGGAUGGUGGUUCAAGUUCCCAAUAUGUGGGUGGCACUUCUUAAAAAUCAGCUGUAAGAAGCUGGCAGAAAGCCCCCAGCCCCACGGCCCUGAGAGACGGUGUUGCCAGCUUAGGGUGGCUGACACAUGGGGUAUGCCGGGCACUGGGCAGGUCCCAGAGCCAGGGAACCAGCUCGCCUCUGGUUGCUGUAGCUCCUGCCGGAGGCACAUCUACUUGUGAUCCCAGACCCAAACCCAAGAGCUGGUGGCUCUGAGCAGACAGAGACAUCUUAGCCUGUCCCUGCCUGGGGGUCGUGGAGACCAUGUCUUCUUAGAGCAAAUGUGGAGGCGGCCAGGGCAGUUGUUGGGUGAAUGUGGAGAGCACAUGGCCAUGUCUUGCCCCCAGAGUACCAUUGGGCAUGGGGGGUCCUGGCACCACAUGCCCAGUGUGGCCACCAAGGGCACACAGCCUCUAAAGCAGGCCUUCCCGUGGAAGGCAGAGGCAGUGAGGGAGGCGAACGGUGCCAGCCAAGGCUGAGGCAUGCAGCAGCCCCCAGCUACCUUUGCUUAGGGCUGGGACGGGGGGCACAUGGUGACAGGUGUAUGUCGUGGGACUGGGGUGUGGGUGACCUGCCCUCAAACCCUGCCUGCCACCUUCCCAUUCAGGCCUGGUGGCAGGAAGGGACAAGCUGUGGAGCUGGCUGAGUCACAGCCACCUCCCCGCAAGCUGGUCCCAUCGACCAGCAAGCCCAGCCCCAGGGCGCUUAGGCAGAAAUGACCCAGCCUCCUCAGACCCCCGCCUGCCUGUCCUGUGCUCACCACAGCUCCUAGCCCAAGCUCACCACGCAGCAGUCACGGGAGAAAACGGUGGCUAUCCCUUCUGCUUAGAGAAAGAAAUGGCCUUCAGCUGGUUUCCUGUUUGUCUUUUGACUGGAGAGAGUAGACCCUAUCUAUAAGGUGCCACCCUAUCAUCCAAGCCGCCACCCUGCUCGCCCCAGGACCUCUGAUCUCAGUCCUCUGGGAGGGGGGUUCACCUAGGAGGUGCUCCCCACAUUGGUGUCCCCAUGGGCAGCAGGCAGACAGCUCACCCCCACCAGCAUGAUGGCCCCAGGUGGGGGCAGCGGCAGGAGCCUCACUGUUGCCACAGCCUUGCCCACGAACCCUGCCUCUGAGGGGAGACUGAGGAAGGGCAGAGCCAGAAGCAAGCCGUGCCAGGGCCUGCUCAUGGGGCCCUGAAGAGUGGGCUAAGCCUGCAGGAAAGCCGGGGGGAGGGGGGGCUUAGCACCACAUGCACCCCACUCAUUCCAAAGCCACCAAACUGCCAGGGGCUGCCGUCCACCUGUGGGGCCCAGGGGCUGGGGCCGCAGCCUCGCCAUUUUCGUUGCCAUACCCUCUUGCCUUACUCGCAGUGGAGGCCGGAGUUGCACGGGCAGACGUGCACCUGGGCCCUGGGGAGCUUGUUCUGACCAGACGUACAGAUUUUCAUUCUCAGAAAGCCUUACUUUUCAACCAAAUUUUUGUAGCCAGUUUUGUGAAUUUGUACACUGAAAGAAAAUUUAAAUAAAGGGGAAGUCCACAUUAAAAAGAAAACAAACCCUAACUAACUUCCAAAUGGGUCUCCUGGUGCGGGGGUGUGAGUGGCCAUGCCUUGGGUGUGCUGCCUGUCUGAGCAAGCUUCCCUAGCUGCGGAACCCCAGGCCCUCUGCUGCGGGCUCAGCCUUGGUGUCAUGCCUGCUGCACCCCCGUUUCCACUGACGUGCCGUCUGUGGCUAUGGGGGUGGUCACUGGAAUGAUGGUCACUCCAGACGUCAGCCGGCAGGGAUGCAGCAGGCUGGCCGCGCACCGGGGCUCGGGCACCCUCUGGCCCCACACUGGCAAUGAUGCCGCACCUUGCCAUGUCCACGCUGUUGGUCAAACCCCUCUGUCAUGCCUCUUUAAAGAGAAAAGAAGAGAAAGAUUUUUUUUUUAAAUGGCAGACCGAAGUGGAGAUCUUGUAGCCUAGAUAGGAUAGUCUGACCUUCUAGCAUAGUCUUUUUGGCAAAUGAUUUGUGUUUUCAGUGCGUGGGGAAGCUGUCCUGGGGGCUGGGGCGACAGAUAGAUAGCACAUAGACUGUUUCUGGGGCUGCAGGGGCUUCCCUGAGCUGGACGUUGUGGGUGUUGCAGAGCUUCAGGAAGUGUGGCGACCAGAAAGCGUAGACCCGGGGCCCAGGGUCUGCCCGCCCCUGCAGCCUGGCCUCCCCGCACAGGCUGUGGCUUGCACUCCAGCCGCUCUAGUCUCUCAGGAAUUUGCUUGUUACUUUUACUGUGUAAAUAAAGCUUCCUGGUUCAAUACCCAA